CUCAUACACAGAACCAGGAAGUUAAUGUCAAAGGAAACGAAACUCAGAGUUCUGCUCAAUCUCUCUCUCAGUGUGUGAGUGCAGGAAAAUGGCCGAGGCCAGUAUUUCAGUAGAUCAGCUUUCAGUGGAUCAGUUCAGCUGUCCAAUCUGUCUGGAUCUACUGAAGGAUCCAGUGACUAUCCCCUGUGGUCACAGUUUCUGUAAGGUGUGUAUUAAUGACUGCUGGGAUCAGGAAGAUAAGAGUGGAGUUUAUAGCUGUCCUCAGUGCAGAGACACUUUCACUCCAAGGCCUGUUCUACGCAGAAACAACAUGCUGGCUGAAGUGGUGGAGAAACUGAAGAAGACUGAAGUCCAAGCUGCUUCUCCUGCUCACUGUUACGCUGGACCUGGAGAUGUGGAGUGUGAUUUCUGCAGCGGGAGAAAACACAAAGCCGUCAAGUCCUGUCUGAUGUGUCUGGCCUCCUUUUGUGAAACUCAUCUGAAACCUCAUUAUGAAGUUCCUGGAUUGAAAAAGCACACAUUAAUCGAAGCCUCUGGAAAUCUACAAGAGAAGAUCUGCUCUGAGCAUGAUAAAGUGCUGGAGAUCUACUGUCGUACUGACCAAAGCUUCAUUUGUUAUUUGUGUACGAUGGAUAAACACAGAGGACACAAUACUGUGGCAGCUAAAGCAGAGAGAACUGAAAAACAGAGUGAGCUAAAGGAAGCGCAGAUGAAAUCCCAGCAGAGAAUCCAGGAGAAGCAGAAGAAGGUGCAGGAGCUGAAACAGGCUGUGAACACUAUAAAGCUGAGUGCACAGACAGCAGUGGAGGACAGUGAGAGGAUCUUUACUGAGCUGAUCAGCUCCAUGGAGAAAAAGCACUCGGAGGUGACGGAGCUGAUCAGAGCUCAGGAGAAGACUGAACUGAGUCGAGCUGAACGACUCCUGGAGCAACUGGAGCAGGAGAUUGCUGAUCUUCAGAGGAGAGUCACUGAGCUGGAGCAGCUUUCACACACACACGAUCACUUCCAUUUCCUCCAGAGUUUCCAGUCUCUCUGUGUCUCUUCUGGACGUGAGGACUCACCCAGCAUCACUGUCAAUCAACAUCUCUCAUUUGAUGGAGUGAGGAAAUCUCUCUCUGAUCUGAAAAAGAGCCUGGAGGAUUUCUGCCAGGAGGAAUUCAUCAAAAUCUCUAAACAUGCUGCAGCAGUUCAGAUGAUUUUACCCUCAGAACCAAAGAGCAGAGAAGAUUUUCUGCACUAUUUCUGUGAUCUGACUCUGGAUCCCAACACAGUAAAUUAUAACCUCAUUCUGUCUGAGAAGAACAGAGUGGUGACGUACAGUGAGAGAAAGCAGCCGUACUCUGAUCAUCCAGAGAGAUUUGACUCCUACAGACAGGUGUUGAGUAAGGAAAUUGUGUGUGGACGCUGUUACUGGGAGGUGGAGUGGAGCGGUGAGGGAUGUGUGUCCAUGUCAGUCUCAUAUAAAGACAUCAGCAGGAAAGGACGGGGUAAUGAGUGUGUGUUUGGAGGCAACAAUCCGUCCUGGAGUCUGUGGUGUUCUUCUUCUUCUUCUCUCUCUUUCUGGCACAACAACAUUAAGACUAAACUCAGAGUUCCAUCAUCCUCCAGAAUAGGAGUGUAUGUGGAUCACAGUGCAGGAACUCUGUCCUUCUACAGUGUCUCUAACACGAUGAAGCUCCUCCACAGAGUCCACACCACAUUCACUCAGCCUCUAUACGCUGGAUUCUGGCUCGAUUUGAGAUCAAGUGUGAGAUUAUGUGAUCCAAAAUAAAAUAUUAUUAAUGUGAUUUUUUUUAAUUAAAAUGAGCAACUUUACUUUUUUUAUAUCAAGCUUAAAUCAAAUAAAGGUGUAAUAUGAGUAAUUCAUUUUAGAUUUCCUAAUUUUCAUUUAUAAUUUUAGAUCUUCUUUCAUCUGUCUUUUUUUAAAAGAUUUCAAUGUUAUAAAGGUGAAUAUUAUAUAAAAAUACAUAUCAGAAUUUUUUUUUAAACAUAUCCAUUAUAGUAAACAACUGCUUUAAUUGCUGGCACUUUAUUUUAUUCACAUUUCAAAUUUAAUUUUUGAACUUUCCAGUUUUGAUUAUUAUUAUGAGAUUAAUGAUCACUUGUAUCACUUCAACAAAAUUAUGAUGUAAUCUCAGAGGAAAUGAAAAUGAAUAGAAGUAAAGUGUUGUGUUAUUCUGUCUGUUUCUCCUUAUAUUAUCUGUCUACUGUCUGUAUCAAUUAUAGCAAUACAUCAAGUGUGAAAUAUUAUUAAAUUAUUAAGAAUUU
This is a messenger RNA of Pangasianodon hypophthalmus (striped catfish), 2268 nucleotides long. Its product is annotated as E3 ubiquitin/ISG15 ligase TRIM25. Gene Ontology annotation, molecular function: protein binding; zinc ion binding. Lineage: Eukaryota; Metazoa; Chordata; Actinopteri; Siluriformes; Pangasiidae. The record is from RefSeq and is a predicted model, not a curated record. The coding region runs from base 89 to 1771 and encodes 560 amino acids. The transcript is spliced from 6 exons.